AUGAUCCCCUUCGUGCCCCUCGCCUUCCUCGUUAUCACCUCCUACCUCAUAUACAACCAUGUUAUAAAACCUUACUUCCUCUCUCCGCUAGCUUCAAUCCCCAAUGCCCACCUCACAUCCCCUCUCUCCAGUUACUGGAUUGACCGCAAGCGCAGCACAAGCACAGAAGUACUCGCCAUAUACGCUCUGCACCAAAAGCAUGGCCCAAUCGUCCGUCUCGGCCCUAAGGAGCUGAGCAUCAAUUCUAUCCAUGGUCUGAGAAUAAUAUAUACGGGCGCUUUUGAGAAACACUCUUUCUACAAUGAUUUCUUUGUCAACUUCAACACUGAGAACCUGGUCGGCAUGGUGCACAAUGCCCCGCACGCGCAUCAGAAGCGCAUGCUGAGCAAGAUCUACUCCAAGUCGUUUCUCCAGGAAUCCAAUGAUCUGCGCGCCAUGUCAAAGGUUGUGCUGUGGAAACGGUUUAUGCCUAUUCUCCAAAAGGCGGGAGGGAGUGGAGAGGUAUUGAAUGUGCUGCCGCUGUUCCAGGCCCUUGGGAUGGAUUUUAUCUCCUCUUACCUGUUUGGAUUGAGAGACGGGACGAAAUAUGUGUUGAAUAUUCCCGAGUGGAGGGUGUGGUUGGAGGAAUAUGAGAAGUUCAAGUUCCUAAGUCGGGAGGACCGGUAUAUGGGGUUUAUUGAGGGGUGGUGCUUGGGGUUGUGCGAGCGGACGGAGGCAUCUAAGAAAGAGGACGUCUUCAAAGAUGAGGAGAAACUGCCAGGCACAAGCCCAGUCGUCUACAGCCAGCUGCGCCAGAGCCUCCUCACUCAGAAAGCACACGAUCCGCGUCCGCUGAACCUAGCAAUUGCGUCCGAACUGCUGGACCACCUGGUUGCAGGCCAUGAAACGUCAGGCAUCACCUUUACGUACAUGAUGUGGGAGUUGUCCCAGCGUCCAGAGCUUCAGGGCGAGCUCCGGAAGGAACUACUCACCUUGUCUCCAUCCCUCCAGUACUCAGACGCAGAUGGAGAGAACCCCCUUGCGUCUCCUUCUGCCAUAGACGCCCUCCCCUUGCUGGACGCUAUUGUCCGCGAGACCCUUCGUCUCCAUUCCCCAGCCCCAGCCCAACUCCCGCGUGUUACCCCCGCCACAGAAAAGGGUACAUCCGUGCACGGAUACGACAACAUCCCGGGCGGCGUAAGGGUCAGUUCAACCGCCUACUCGCUGCAUCGCAUCAGUGAGGUCUACCCGCGCCCGCUGGAAUGGCUGCCACAGCGAUGGCUAGAGGCAGGUGACAAGAUCCACGACAUGAGGCGGCUGUUCUGGCCUUUCGGGAGCGGUGGACGCAUGUGUCUGGGGAGUAAUUUCGCAUUGCAAGAAAUCAAAUUGGUCAUGGCGGCUGUAUAUUCAAAUUACACGACGUCUAUUGUAGACGACGAGGGUAUCGAGCAGGACUACGCGUUUAUUGCGCUGCCGCGCGGGCGGAAGCUGAUGCUGAGGUUUAUCCCGAUCGACAAAUGA
Molecule: messenger RNA, 1500 nt
Organism: Penicillium robsamsonii
Lineage: Eukaryota; Fungi; Ascomycota; Eurotiomycetes; Eurotiales; Aspergillaceae
Product: cytochrome P450
Exons: 2
Coding region: 1-1500 (499 amino acids)
Molecular function (GO): iron ion binding; oxidoreductase activity, acting on paired donors, with incorporation or reduction of molecular oxygen; monooxygenase activity
Source: RefSeq, a predicted model, not a curated record